Pomacea canaliculata is the source of this 4501-nucleotide messenger RNA. RefSeq names its product zinc finger protein 420-like. The transcript is spliced from 8 exons. NCBI's taxonomy places the organism in Eukaryota, Metazoa, Mollusca, Gastropoda, Architaenioglossa, Ampullariidae. The coding region runs from base 900 to 3515 and encodes 871 amino acids. The record is from RefSeq and is a predicted model, not a curated record.
UCUGAGUACAAGAUGGAGAUCUACUGGAGUUUAGAUCGUGGAAAAUGCAGUCAGACACGAAAUCCUUAAUAUCAGUCUUGCGUUAACUAAUUAAAAUGCAUUUAAUAGUGAGAUUAGUAUGGUACCAUGGAUAUACUUAGCUGAACAAAAGAAGAAUAAUGGCCAUUAAAGAAAAGCGAAACCUAAAAGUUACAUUCGUACUCACAGAGAUCAAUUUAGAAUAACAUGAAUUUUUUGGCCGUUAAGAUGGAAUCAACAGAAUUACCUCACGAUCUAGAAGCGCAGGAUGUUUUUGACAGCGACAAAGAACUCAUUGAUCUGUAUGUCAAAUUUAAUUAUGAAGAUCCGAAUACACAAAAGCAAGAAAAAGUGAGUGCAGUGAGUGGGCAUGUGUGCACACUGACAUUAACUACACUACUACAAGUAGGCAUAAGACUUCCGUGAAAUCUUGAAUGACCUUGUAGAAACAAUAUCCAUUCAUUUAUUAUGGAUAGCCAGAACUAUGUCCUGAAAAUUAAUGGCACUAUUUACCAACGUUGGUGUCGUCUCCAGUCAAUGCUUGGUCUUAGAGAUGACACAGCUGUUGCAGUUUUUCUUAUCGAGUGUUAUGAAAACUCCUUAUCCAAAAAGAUACCUGCACUGCAAUGCUCGUAUUGCAGAAGACCAUUGUCCUGCAACUCUUGUGCACCAUCAUCGCAGUAUAAUUCAUCUACAGACAGUGCUUUUUCCAACAAGAACAUAUAUUGCCUCAACAUUAUCAGCAUCAAGGCAUCAGUCCAUUUUCAUGGGGCUCUGGUCUAGAAUCCACAGAGAAAAAGCUGUAUUUUGGAUCACAGGUAUCAGAGAAAGGUGACUUAACAAAUAUUAAUCAGGCAUGCUCAGCAGACGUAGAAUCUACAAUGCAAGCAGUUCACAGCCAGCAAAGUGAAGUGACAGCAAAGACAGUAAGCACACAAAGACAAGACGAAAAAGAACUGAUUGUCAUAGAGAAAGGAAAUCAUACGGAAAUCCUCCAUGAGAAAAUGGUUAAGGAAGACUCUGCCUGUGUUAAUGGGGACACUCAAAAUCCCAGUCAAAACAGCUUGGAACAUUGUGAGGAGUCUUGUCAGUCUUCAGGGAUGAAGGAAAUGGCAGAGAUUAAUGAAAGUAAGCCAGGUUCCACAUCUCUUGUAAACGCAGGGUUGAAGUCAAAAGCAACAAGAGCUAUGGAGAAUUUUCUUUCCAACUCUAGCAGAAUAAGUUUCCAUAGACAAUUGGAUGGAUUAUCCUCAUUGCCUUUGGAGAAAUGUGGUGGUAAAAUGGCCAUGCAGGCUUCAAAAUCAUUUGAGUGUAGAGUCUGCUGGAAAAUCUUCUUUAAUUCCUCUGAGCAUCAUAUUCAUAUGCGAACUCACACUGGAGAGAAACGGAUCUGUAAAGAAUGUGGAGCAACUUUUGACAGUACUGGGCAUUUGACACGUCACAUGAGAAAGCACUCUGGGUUAAGACCAUUUAUUUGUCAGGAGUGCUUUGCAACUUUUGCAGACUCCAGCACUUUAAAGAAGCACAUGCUGACUCAUGCAACAAACAAAAUAUUCAAGUGCGAGAUUUGUCUGAUAGGUUUUUCUCGCUCUGACUCACUCAAAGUGCACAUGCGAGCCCACACAGGAGAAAAACCAUUUGUUUGUAGGACUUGUGAUGCAACUUUCUCAACUUCGAGUCAUUUGAAACUCCAUAUGCGUAAGCAUUCGGGUGCAAAGCCGUUCUUGUGUCAGAUGUGUGGUAAAGCUUUUGCAGAUUCUAGCAGCAUGCGCAGACACACUGUGAACCAGGCUUGCAGUAAAACAUUACAAUUAUCAAAGAAAGCAAUGUGGGCAAAUGAAGCUGGGCAAUGUGGACAUCCUUUAGGAGAUACAGCGCCUCCUGUAAAUAUCAGGAAGUCUUCAAAUGACAACCAGUCUGAUGAGGAUACUGAGGAAUAUGAUGUUGAAGAGGAGGCGCUCUUGACUAAAACAACCAGUGACAGCAAAAACAGCGAAGUGUCUUUGACGGUAUCACAGCCCUCUGUCCAAAGAGCCAACACCAUCCUUCCAAUGCAAGUCAUCAAGAAAAAGCAGACAAACCGGCUUGAAAAUAUCUUGUUCAGAUUAAAGCAGCCAGCACAAGCUGAUGACUCUUCAGCAGUGGUCAACAUGGUCUCAGGAUCAUCACCUGAAGAUAGUGAAGAUGACAAGAAAAAAAGCCAAGAUUUUAAGUUCAGCAUGCCUGAACUUCCAUCAUCGAUUGUUAAACAUACUUACACCCCUCAAAACAUGGAGAAGCGAGGAUUUAUUGUAGGCACACAGCGUCAUAGAUGUGAUAACUGCCACCGAGUCUUUACUUCUGUUGAGUCUUUGCAGCAGCACAAAUGCAGAAAAGGGUUAGUAACUCCAUUUGGAUGUGGUAAGUGUGGUAGGUGCUUUAAGCAGUUUACCAAUCUUAUUGAGCACUCAGUUAUUCAUAAUGGGGAUACACUGGAAGAACUUGAGUGUUAUGAAUGUGGAGAAAAGUUUAAGCUAUCAAUUGAUUUGAGGAAGCAUGUUAGUGUUCAUAUCAGCUUAGAAUUUAGAACCUAUUCUACAGCUCACACUUCAGGCAAACCUAAGAUAAAUGCAGGUGAUGAUUCUAAUGAUGGCAGUGACAUCAUUCACAAAAAGAGCCGCAAGCGAAAAAAGCCACCCGUCACAGAUGCAAACAGAUGCAAAGUGUGUAACAAAGUUUUUCCUCAUCGUAGCUAUUUGCAUGUACACAUGCAGGUACAUGAUGAGAAACGCUUUGCCUGUGACUACUGUGAAAAGAAAUUCACCUUCAAAAAGUCGCUGGAAAUUCAUUUGCGUAGUCACACAGGAGAAAAACCAUAUCAUUGUGAACUGUGUGACAGAUACUUUACUCGCCAGGAUGCCUUAAAUAAGCACCGGCGACUUCACCUGGGAGUCAAGCCAUAUGUUUGUGACAUUUGUGGCAGACAGUUUGGUGAUGGUUUUGAGUUGAGACGACACAUCAAUUCUCACUCAAAGCUAAAGCCAUACAAGUGUACGGUGUGCGAUAAGGCAUACACAGACAACUCCCGCCUGAAAGAGCACAUGUUUAGGCACUCGGGUAAUUUGCCAUUUAUAUGUGAAAGGUGUGGGAAAGGAUUUGCUAGGAAGUACCGGUACAACCUGCACAUGAGCCAUCACAUGGGGGAAGUAAGGUUUAGCUGUGAGAUUUGUGGCAAAGGGUUUCUACGUCGCUCAGAUUAUAAUACCCACAAGAUGACGCACACUUCAGACAGACCCUAUAAAUGCAAGCAUUGUGGAAUGGGCUUCAUUCGUGAUAAUUACCUCAAGAGACAUGAAGUUGUUCACUCAGGAGAAAAGCCCUACAAGUGUUCCAUUUGUGGCAAAAACUUUGCACGUAAGAACACAUUAACUCGACACAAGCUUACUCAUGGAAGAAAUCUGAUGGAACCAUCCAUGGUCAUUUUGGAUCAGACUAUGGACCUGAUGUUAAGGGAAUGAUGACUCCCUUGGAUGCCAGUGAUGGAGAAGAGCGCGAUAUUCUGAAGGAUAUCCAAGCAGUCAUUGGUGUCAGUGUGGCUGGGAUAUUUGAAUAACAUUUUACAAUCAGUUUACUUAGUGCAGGGGUGAACAAAGUUUUAUUAUUCUAAGCUAUGUGCCGGGCCGGUAAAAUACCAAAACCCCACGCCAGAUGACUACACAGCUAACCUAGUGAUAAUGGAAUGGACAACAAAUACUUCAAAUUAACCUAGGCUGAAUAAACAAAAAAAUUAAAACAAGUGCACUUCAUAUUUUUGCAAAGACGGUCCAAAGACAUCCGUGGGCUGCACUUUGCCCUCCCCUUAAUGGAACCUACCAGAACCUUAGUGAGAUUAUAGUCUGUUUGCAUGAUAUCUCAAGUCAAAGACAACAGGUUAAUGGAAUUACCAUUGUUUUUAUUUCUGGAAAAGUUCUCUGUAACACUUGUACAGUAGUUUAUUUUAAAUAGUACCUUUACAUCUUGAAGCUAACAUCAUUUUGUUGUAUCGUAUUUCAUAUUUUGGGUCCCCACAAAUGUGAAUAUCUUGAGCAGUAUAUGCUUGACUUGCAGACAAAUUUGAAAUGUAAACUUUUGGCUGUUUCAAAUAUUUAAGAAGUCCUUUUAUAUUACUGAUUCUAUGAAAAGAGUGCUAACCUAAUCAGUGUUUUAACAGAGGUGCAUGGUUGCACUCACAGCAGUCAUAGUCAAAGAGUACAAUGCAGUUUUGGAGAUAUUGUGCCUAUUCUGCUGAAGUACACCAUUUUUUUAAGGAAAAAAAAUGCAUGCUCAGAUAGGACAGUGCUGUUUACCCUGAAAUGAAAGUAUUGAAGUUGAUUACAGAUUUAGUAUGGAAAGUGCAAACUUUUUUUUUUAGGAAGCUCCUCUUUUACCUACCCAGCCUACUGGCCCUUAUCUGUUGUAUUCAGGAAACAAGCAACAUAUAUAAAAUAUAAGAUUUGGGAGUAUC